This is a messenger RNA of Andrographis paniculata, 1533 nucleotides long. RefSeq lists its product as uncharacterized. The record is from RefSeq and is a predicted model, not a curated record. Gene Ontology annotation, molecular function: [acyl-carrier-protein] S-malonyltransferase activity. Lineage: Eukaryota; Viridiplantae; Streptophyta; Magnoliopsida; Lamiales; Acanthaceae. Bases 20 to 1309 code for a protein of 429 amino acids. The transcript is spliced from 10 exons.
UCGUGGAUGGAUUGCGGAAAUGCGGAAGAUCAUAGCCGUUGGCCGGGCGACAUUUCUGAAGCCAAAUUCUUCGAAUUCUCCGCCAAACCCUUUCUUAAUCACUGCAUGCAUUUCUUCUCACUUCGCUCUCGAUCGCGUUAGUUUCAAUCGAUUUGCCAAAUUUUCAUCUCUGUGCGCAGCAAUGGCUUCCGCAAUCUCGCUUCCUUCGAUUUCUCUGAGCAAAGGCGUUUUCGGCGCAUCCGAAUCCGUCAGGAGCUCCGGCUGUUUGUUUAAAAAUGAGAUGCGGAGGGUUUCACGGUGUCAUUGGGAGAAAUCGAGGUUUUGCAUGAGCGUGGCAGUCGGAUCGGAGGCGGCUGUUGUCGACGACUCGUUGUUUAAGGACUACAAGCCUUCAACAGCUUUCCUCUUCCCCGGCCAGGGUGCACAAGCUGUUGGAAUGGGAGUGGAGGCUCAAAAAGUGCCUGCUGCUGCUGAAUUGUACAGGAGGGCUAAUGAAAUUUUGGGGUUCGACCUUUUGGAUAUUUGCAUUAAUGGACCAAAAGAGAAGCUUGACUCCACUGUCCUAAGCCAGCCGGCUAUCUAUGUAACAAGCUUAGCUGCAGUUGAGGUGCUCAGAGCUCGUGAAGGGGGUCAGCAAAUAAUUGAUUCUGUGGAUGUGACAUGUGGUCUAAGCUUGGGAGAAUACACAGCUCUUGCAUUUGCAGAAGCUUUCAGCUUUGAGGAUGGGCUGAAGCUGGUUAAAUUGAGGGGUGAAGCAAUGCAGGAAGCUUCUGAUGCUGCUCAAAGCGCCAUGGUUAGUAUUAUCGGUCUAGACUCUGCCAAGGUGCAAGAGCUUUGUGACGCUGCCAAUGCAGAUGUAGAUGAAGGCAACAAGGUUCAAAUUGCAAAUUUCUUGUGUACGGGGAACUAUGCAGUGUCUGGAGGCCUUAAAGGAAUUGAGUCAGUUGAAGCAAAAGCAAAAUCAUUCAAAGCCCGAAUGACAGUUCGGUUAGCUGUAGCUGGUGCUUUCCAUACAAGUUUUAUGGAACCAGCUGUUUCAAGACUGGAAGCUGCUUUAGCAUCAACGGCAAUCAGAACACCAAGAAUACCAGUUAUAUCCAAUGUAGAUGCAGAGCCACAUGCUGAUCCGAGCACCAUAAAAAAGAUACUUGCUAGACAGGUGACUUCGCCCGUACAAUGGGAGACUACAGUAAAGACAUUGUUAUCAAGAGGAUUGAAGAAAAGUUAUGAAUUGGGACCUGGAAAGGUCAUAGCCGGGAUCGUGAAGAGGAUGGACAAAGGUGCCGACAUUGAGAACAUUGGAGCCUAAAACUUUCGGAAGGUGCGCCCUCUUUCUAUCCAAAUCCUUUCAAUAAAAAAGGCUUGUGGAAAGUAGUAGAGUAUUUAUCUAUUGAGUGUAACUUACAAGUUUCAGCAUGAGGAAUUUAGGAUCACUGAAGUUUCUACUACAUCAUUGUUUUUGAGACUUGAAUUUUAUCGUAUAACUACUUCCAUUUACCAAAAGUUUGUGAUGAAUAAAUUCUUCUUGGCCUU